This is a messenger RNA of Gregarina niphandrodes, 918 nucleotides long. RefSeq lists its product as hypothetical. NCBI's taxonomy places the organism in Eukaryota, Apicomplexa, Conoidasida, Eugregarinorida, Gregarinidae. The transcript has a single exon. The coding region runs from base 1 to 918 and encodes 305 amino acids. The record is from RefSeq and is a predicted model, not a curated record.
AUGAAUGUUAUCGUAGAAUUACAAGAGAUGAUGAGAUUGGCUGCUGUGGUUGUGAUCGCUUCUGCGGACUUCAUGGAUGGUACCUGUGUGUCUGGUGUUGAUCCAAUGGGAUUGGAGCAGUCUUGUUUAGGUCGUUGCCACAUUUACUACGAAGGAGACUACGGUGCUUGCAACCACAAAGUGGAGACUUGGGAGAUGGAUGGUCCUUGCGGUGAUUCUGUUGAGCGUCCUUGUCUCUCGACGUUUAAUGGGGGAUGGGAGGUGAAUAAAGAGAACUGUGGCAACUGUUACAAGGUGGACAUGAAGUACGACGACGGUACAGUCAAGACUACCUACUUGAGAACGCUUGAUACCAAUGGUUCCGAAACGAAAUUCGAGAUGGGUCAGGCCGCUUGGCUUAACUUGUGUCCUUACGUGUGUGCAGGAACUGGGGUUUGCGCUUACACUCCCGAUCAGUGCGAAUACGGAAUCAUUGGAGGGGAUAAGACGAUCAGUUGCGCAGUUCAGAACGCCCCGAUCACGUUCAAGAGGGUGGAUUGUGGCGGCAACAGUCCUGUGGUCACAACUACCCCAGCUCCAGUCGUCACGACCGCCCCGGCCCCGGUGGUCACGACCGCCGCGACCCCGGUGUUCCCGACCACCCCGGCCCAAGUGGUCACGACCACCCCGGCCCGGGUGGUCACUACUGCUGUCACCACACCUGCUCCGACAACCGGCAACAGCAACGGAGGAGGCGAUGUGGUCUCGGGGUGUGUGACUGCCAUCCAUGCUACGCAGGACUGCUGGACUGAAACUUGUCAAGGAUACUGCGCCCUGUACGGCCCAGGCGGUGAGUUGAACCUGUGGUGUGGCGCUGCUGUGUCAAGCUCCAGUGAUCUAAUCAAAUGCAUCAGCAGCCAGCAGCCUUUCUGCUUGUAG